AUGGACGACACAGAUUCCGCGAGAAAUGCUGCGAGCAGAGCAGGCUCUGCAGAAGUGAAGGCCGAGUCACCAGGCGCGACCACUACCCCCGCCACUACCAAGAGCCAGCAGCAGCACCACCAACAACAAUCAGCGCCGCCAAAGAGAACCGUAUGCGAUCACUGUCGAAGGAGAAGAAUCCGUUGCGAUGGCAAGUUCCCUUGUGAGCAAUGCGUGCACGCUUCACUCACCUGCAAGCGCGAGCAUGUCCCUAAGAAAAGAGGACCGAAGCGUGGCCAUGGACGGGUCAUAAAUGAGUUACGCGCCCGGGAGUCGUCCCAAGGAAAGCAGCAACCAAAAGUCCAGAAACCUUUCAAUGCAGAAACUGCGCUCGAGAGUCCUACAGACGUCGACAUUGGGAUGAGCGGUAGCGACCUCGGCGAAGCGACAUCUCAACAUUCGUCCAACGCGUCCGCAGCAUCGACCCCUCCGAGCUUUUGGGCUGCCGUCACCUCGAACCCAGGACAUACCAAUGUGCCGGAGCCCAGAGGCAUCUUCUCGAGCGAUGAACUACGACCGAGGACGAGGAGCUAUUUCCACAUGAUCCCCCAGCUGGUCGAGCUGUACUACGAGCACAUUUACCCCAUCAUGCCUCUCAUCUACAUGCCGACCGUCCGCGAAACGAUCAACCGACCCAUGACGCCGAGCGAGAAGAACCUGAUUUACGCCCUUUGCGCCUUGACGUCGAUGCACAUGUCUGGUAAAAGCAUCGGCGCGCCUGGACCCACGUCUUGGGAAGUCGUCGGUCGCUUCUUCCUCGACGAGACCAUUUCGACGAGGCAGACGUACGACUUCCUCGAGGAUUUGUCCCUGUCCGCCGUGAUUUCGUCGUUUUACCUGAGCACAUCCUUCUUUGAAAUCAACCAAUCGCGCAAAUCGUGGUACUAUCUCCGGGAAGCGUUGACCAACGCACAGGACCUAGGACUCCAGGACGAUUCAACAUACUACGGGCUGAGUCGCGAGGAAACGCUAUGCCGACAGAGGGUCUUCUGGAUUCUCUUCGUAACGGAAAGGUCUUUUGCGAUUCUUCGCAACAAGCCAAUUACGUUCAAAAGAACACCGUCGCUACCAACAACACGGCAACCCUACGAAGGCCCCGAUAUUCAUGCCGGUUUUCUGCAGCUUGUUUCAUCCUACACUCCUCUGGACGAAUCGUUCGUGACGGCUUGGAAUGAGGGGUCUGAUCCCCGCGUCAGCGCAACAACGUUUUUGGCUUUGCAAAACCUUCUCUCCCUCCCUCCUGCAUUCCUUCGCCCACAUGGGCGAUCAUCACCACCAACCCAGCCUCAUGGGCAGCUAAUGGGUUCCUAUGGUUCAACGUCAGCCUCUAGAGAUGCUGGGGCACCAGAGCCGACAGACAUUCAAAAAGCCGAUUUGCUCAUCACACAACAAUGGCUUCGACUGAUCGUGUGGCAGUCGUCGAUGAGGCAAGGCCUUCUGAGCUGGACCAACCCGGCCGACUCAGGAGGUGGGGUAUCUUCGGGCAGCGGUGUCGGCGGUGGGAACAGCAUGUGUUUUUCGUUCCCUCUGACAGUUGCACGUGAUACGGCCUCGAUCUUAUCAAGCUUGCCUAGUAAAGCUGUCGAGGUUCACGGAAUGGGUAUCAUGGAGAAGAUCUUCGAAAUCGGAACCUGGUGCGUUAACGUCUUGGGGGCAUGCGAAAGUGUUGGCUUCUCAACCGCCAUGGACUUUACGUCAGGCGAUAUGGGUGUUCUGGGCAGCGGUCGAAAGGGGGCGAGUCUAGACCCUAUCGAGUUCUUUGUGCGUACACUGAGUGCGAGCGACAACUCCCGAAAACAGUUCGCAGAGAAGCUGCUCACCGCUGCCGGCGAGAACCCAGGAAGUAUGAGAACACAACUCAGCCCCGCCAUGUCUGGAAUGAGUUCAGCCGCCGCGGCGAUGAUUGCCGCAGGUCAGGCGCACCACAUGAUGGAGCAAGGCUGGGGACAAGUUGGACAACAAAGAGGGAGCGUUGUGGGCGAAGUCUUUGACGACAACGAAGAGAGCAAUGGCAACAACCAGCAGCAGCAGCAGCAGCAGCAGCAGCAACAACAACAACAACAACAACAACAACGGCUCGACCUCGGAAGCAACUCAAUGCACCAUCCUUCUACCAUACCAAGUAUGGGGUUGGGAAUCGACCUUGGGUCCGAUCGCUUGACGGGUGGUAUGGGUGGAGUCGACAUGGACGCAAGCAGUGUCGAUCUCAUGAGCCCAUUAGGCCUGACUCGAAGCAACACGUCCGAUAUGGCAGCGAUGGGCAUGCCCGUAUAUGAUACAGCCUGGAGCCCUAGCAGCGGUGGGACGGGGCCGCGCGAAUACCCAGAACAUAAUCCUGGACCUUACACCAAUCAACGUGAAGGGGCCCAAGGCUAUCCCGAUAUGGGGAACGGAAUAAUGAUGCAUGAUCGGAUGGCAACCGGUACCGGCGGUCCCGUGGGAGGCCCCGUUGGUGGGGAGAAUCCUGGUAUAGACCCGCGGCAGCAGCAGCAACAUCAAGGGGAUAAUGGCGGUUAUGACGGACGGAGACCGGAGGACAAGAACGGUGGAUACCCAAAUGGUGGCAGGGUCGGUUUAUGGCUAGGGACAUGA
Colletotrichum abscissum is the source of this 2631-nucleotide messenger RNA. RefSeq names its product fungal specific transcription factor domain-containing protein. The record is from RefSeq and is a predicted model, not a curated record. Gene Ontology annotation, biological process: regulation of DNA-templated transcription; DNA-templated transcription. Lineage: Eukaryota; Fungi; Ascomycota; Sordariomycetes; Glomerellales; Glomerellaceae. Bases 1 to 2631 code for a protein of 876 amino acids. The transcript has 4 exons. Gene Ontology annotation, molecular function: DNA-binding transcription factor activity, RNA polymerase II-specific; zinc ion binding; DNA binding.